Molecule: messenger RNA, 400 nt
Organism: Drosophila ananassae
Lineage: Eukaryota; Metazoa; Arthropoda; Insecta; Diptera; Drosophilidae
Product: ELMO domain-containing protein C-like
Exons: 1
Coding region: 54-356 (100 amino acids)
Source: RefSeq, a predicted model, not a curated record
AUAAAAGGGUUACUUUGGCACUUUGGUAAGACAGUUCAAAACAUUCCUCCAAGAUGAAGUACCUUUUCGUAGUCGCCCUGAUCGCUCUGGCCAUCCAGUUGGCCGCCUCCACUGGCACCUCCACCACCACCACUGAAGCCUCUACAACAACCACCACCACCACCGCAGCGGACUCGACAACCACAACCACUGAAUCCUCCUCAGACACCAGCACCACCUCCGAGAAGACCCAUCGCAAGAAGCUCUGCUGGAGGGGCAACAACUGGUGCGGCACCUUCAUCCCAAAGAGGAAGAGGUGCAAGAAUGGCAAAUGCCGCAGGGUGGUUGUGAGGGUGACCCGCAGGAAGACAGCCUAAGAUGUUGGCUCUUCAAUUUCAAAUAAAAGCAUUAGAAAAAGAAA